CGGCAGUGGCGUACUGCACUCGCUACCACUCCAAAAUGCCAAGACUUGCAUCGUUUUUGGUCGUCUUGCUCCCGCUGCUUCUUUCCGCGGUUCGCGCCGCGGCGCAUUCCAAUGGGGGCUUUGGCUUCAAGGCCACGCUGAGACACGUUGAUGCCAAUGGGGGCUACACGGAGGCGCAGCUGCUCGCCCGCGCCGUACAACGCAGCCGAGCCCGCGUGGCGGCGCUGCAGUCUCUGGCGACGUCGUUGCCCGCGAACGUGAUCACCACGGCGCGCAUCCUGGUGCGCGCCAGCGAGGGCGAGUACCUGAUGGACAUGGGGAUCGGCACGCCGCCGCGGUACUACUCGGCAAUCCUCGACACCGGCAGCGACCUCAUCUGGACGCAGUGCGCGCCGUGCCUGCUCUGUGUGGACCAGCCCACGCCCUACUUCGACCCGACGCAGUCGCCCACGUACGUGAGGCUGACCUGCUCGUCCCCGAUGUGCAACGCCCUGUACUACCCGCUCUGUUUUCAGAAGGUGUGCGUCUACCAGUACUUCUACGGCGACAGUGCCAGCACCGCCGGCGUCCUCGCCAACGAGACGUUCACCUUCGGCACCAACACGACGCGGGUCACCGUGCCGAGCAUCUCGUUCGGGUGCGGGAGCAUCAACUCCGGCGCGCUCGCCAACAGCUCCGGCAUGGUUGGCUUCGGCCGCGGGUCGCUGUCGCUAGUGAGCCAGCUCGGCUCCCCCAGGUUCUCCUACUGUCUUACCUCUUUCCUGUCGCCGACGCCCAGCCGGUUCUACUUCGGCGUGUACGCCACGCUGAACAGCUCCAACACGAGCACCUCCGGCCCGGUGCAGUCCACGCCGUUCGUCGUCAACCCGGCACUGCCGACCAUGUACUUCCUGAACAUGACUGGGAUCAGCGUCGGCGGCGACCUGCUGGGCAUCGACCCGUCGGUGUUCGCCAUCAACGACGCGGACGGCACGGGCGGAGUCAUCAUCGACUCCGGCACGACGAUCACGUACCUCGCUCAGCCGGCGUACGACACCGUCCGCGCGGCCUUCGUGUCGCAGAUCAAGCUGCCCUUGCUGAACGUCACGGAUGCCUCGGUGCUGGACACGUGCUUCAACUGGCCACCGCCGCCCCGCCAGUCGGUGACGCUACCGGAGGUCGUGUUCCACUUCGACGGGGCAGAUAUGGUGCUCCCGCUCCCGAACUACAUGUACUCGGACACCAGCACGGGGGCCCUAUGCCUGGCCAUGGCGCCUUCGGUGGACGGCUCCAUCAUCGGCAACUUCCAGCACCAGAACUUCCACGUGCUCUACGACCUCGAGAACAGCCUCCUGUCAUUCGUCCCUGCGCCGUGCAAUCUAACCUAGCGAUAACUUUGACAUGCAUAUGUACGUUCACUUCGAUUUGGUUUCUGUUUACGCAUAGCUAUUGUGCCUUAGGUUUGGUGCUUGGCAGGGCUUCUGACUGUACGCCGGUGAUAUCUGUAUCAGUGAAGUUUUAAUUGGUUUUCGUAUUGUUGUCAUCUCAACACAACAGAGGAUUA
Molecule: messenger RNA, 1543 nt
Organism: Phragmites australis (common reed)
Lineage: Eukaryota; Viridiplantae; Streptophyta; Magnoliopsida; Poales; Poaceae
Product: aspartic proteinase nepenthesin-1-like
Exons: 1
Coding region: 36-1367 (443 amino acids)
Biological process (GO): proteolysis
Cellular component (GO): extracellular region
Molecular function (GO): aspartic-type endopeptidase activity
Source: RefSeq, a predicted model, not a curated record